GGCGGCGACUGCAGCAUGUGCGAGGGUCCGUCUCGCAUCUCGGGGCCCAUCCCCCCAGACCCUACGCUUUGCCCCGACUACUACCGGCGGCCGGCCUCGGCCCAAGGGCGUCUUGAGGGAAACGCGCUGAAACUGGACCUGCUGACCUCUGACCUGGACCUAGACACCACCCCUCCCCGCGGCCCCCGCAUCCGCCCCGGAGCCCGAGAGAUCCUGGAGCGGGGCCGGCGCGGCGUCGGGGAUGUUCUGCUGCAACUCGAGGGCAUCUGCCUAGGUUCAGGGGCCUCUCCCAAGAGGAAGGACCCUAAAGACCAUGAGAAGGAAAACCUGAGGCGAAUCAAGGAGAUCCAGAGACGCUUCCGCGAGCAGGAGCACACCCGGGAGAAGGGCCAGCCCAGGCCUCUGAAAGCUCUCUGGCGCUCACCCAAGUAUGACAAAGUGGAGUCCCGGGUCAAGGCCCAGCUGCAGGAGCCCAGCCCUGCCUCUGGAACAGAGCCUGCCCACUUCCUACGGGCACACUCCCGCUGUGGCCCUGGGCUUCCACCACCCCGUGUCUCCAAUACCCAGCUAACCCUACCAGGGCCAAAUGCUAAGGGGCCAAGCCUAGGUGUGGACUUCAUUAGCCACAAUGCCUGCUGUGCCAAGAGGGCCCCCCGGAGGCAUUCCCGUUCGCUGCAGGUUCUGGCACAGGUGCUUGAGCAGAAACAGCAAGCCCAGGAGCACUACAAUGCCACACAGAAGGGCCAUGUGCCCCAUUACUUGUUGGAGCGCAGGGAUUUGUGGCGGCAGGAGGCUGAGGCCCGCCAGCAUGGCCAGCCAGACCCUGCUUUGCCACCUGGCCACACUCGCAUGCCUGAGAACCAGAGGCUGGAGACACUGAACAAUCUGCUCCAGAGCCAGAGCCAGCUGCUGCGUGAACUGGUGCUGCUGCCUGCUGGGGCCGACUCACUGAGGGCCCAGGGCCACCGUGCUGAGCUGGACCAGAAGCUGGUGCAAGUAGAAGAGGCCAUCAAGAUCUUUUCCCGCCCCAAGGUCUUCGUGAAGAUGGAUGCCUGAGCCCUUUUUAUAGGGGUAGUGGUGAGGGUCCUCAUGGAGGAUCACCACAUGGCUGCAAAGGACAGGGUCUGGCCUCAUCAUAGAGUGGAGUCCGAAGACAGGAGCAGUGGGUGAGCAGUAUCCCCAGAGCACUCUGCCCAGCCACUGGUGGCUGUGAAAGGGCCAUCACAGCCUCUUAACUCCAUUGUCAAAAUUAAACCUUUUGUAUAGUGGGA
Messenger RNA from Manis pentadactyla (Chinese pangolin), 1271 nucleotides. RefSeq names its product enkurin domain containing 1 (gene ENKD1). The transcript is spliced from 7 exons. The record is from RefSeq and is a predicted model, not a curated record. Gene Ontology annotation, cellular component: cytoplasmic microtubule. Bases 16 to 1056 code for a protein of 346 amino acids. NCBI's taxonomy places the organism in Eukaryota, Metazoa, Chordata, Mammalia, Pholidota, Manidae.